This is a messenger RNA of Schistosoma turkestanicum, 2380 nucleotides long. The record is from the annotation of a GenBank genome assembly. Lineage: Eukaryota; Metazoa; Platyhelminthes; Trematoda; Strigeidida; Schistosomatidae.
GAUGAAAGGUCUCUUCUUCUACAGCCGAUGGAUAAAAAGGAAUUGCAAAAAAUAUCGGAUUUUGUACAUUCUUAUUUUGUUUACUUUUCUACUCGGAUUAUUUUAUCUGAUCGAUAAUGAUAAUACAUUCGGCGUGACUUAUUAUCAGAUUUCUGUUAAUGGCCGCCUUCCGAAGCUUAUCAGGGCUCGAAAUAAUCAUCAAAAUAUGAGUCUUCAUGAUCCUGCUAAUGUAGAAUCCAGCCAAUAUGAUCGCUCAUCUGAUGCCGUCAAUGAAAGUGAUAUUCAAAGCAAAAAUUUAACAGAAUAUCCACAGUGUUUGUCCAGAACUGAAUGGUUAAGAAAAAAUUGGAAAAAUCAUUCAUGUUUUGCUGAAUUUGGAGUUAAUGGAUCAGAAUUUUCAUUUAUUCGUUAUCUUAGUGAGGUUGAAAAUUUGUGUCCUAUAAUGGAUGAUCGAAAACUUGUAAAACGAAGUAAAAUAGCUCAGAUAACACGAGAAUUUGAAGGUUUACAUGAUAUACUACCUUCGUCUGUACAGCAUUCUGCAUCACACUCCUUUAUGCAUGCUAGAUUAAAGCGAAUGUGGCCUGACUGGCUGGCAGGAAUUCAGCACUACAUCAAUGGUGUUAACACUUCUUGGCCUGAUUCACAGGAUCCUUGUAAACAUUGUUCUUCUGAUGAUGUAACUUGCUUCACACUUUGUCACUCUACAAAACUAACAGGUCAACCAUUUUUAUUUGGAAGACCAAGGCUUAAUAUUCUAGUUCAUUUAGAAUUUUUAUCAAAUGGUGUUGGUGGUAAUUACUUCGAAACAGUAACAUCCAAAGGUGGUCCCCUUGGUGAACUUGUUCAGUGGACUGAUCUCAUUGGUGCUCUAUACAUUCUUGGCCAUACAUUAACAAUAACAUACGAAGCUUCUAAAGCAAGACUGCUUCUUUCAAAUUCAGACAGUAUACCAUGUAAGGUGAAAACUACUGAAUACGACUUAAUAUACACAGAUAUUCCAGGAUUCAGACAGUUAAGUAGAAGUGAAAUCCGUGAAUCAACAUGUAAAUUUCGUAUAUUGGAUACAUUUGGAACAGAAGCUACAUAUAAUCGCAACGAAGAACGUUGGGGUGGAUUACAUUUAAAUUUACAACAGUUUUAUACAUUUUUUCCUCAUACACCGGAUAACACAUUUCUAGGUUUUGUUACUGAAAUAUUCCCAUUUAAAUCUAACACCACAAAUCAAUCCUUAUCUAAACCAUUUGCUAUUGUCUAUGGAAAAGAGGCUUAUAUGUGGAAGAAUAAAACAAACUACUUGAGAAUUUUGUCGGAUUACUUUGAAUUACAUGGAAAUGUGUUGGAUAAAAUUGAUAAAUUACCGGAUUUUGUUCACAUACAUCAAUUACAAUAUGGUCAACCAUAUUUAGAAUUAUUGUCGAAAGCUCAAGUUAUGAUUGGAUUGGGAUUUCCUUAUGAAGGUCCUGCACCUUUAGAAGCCAUUGCUAAUGGUUUAAUUUUUCUCAAUCCUCGUUUUAGUCCACCUCACAGUCGAACUACUGAAUCAUUUUUUAGUGAUAAACCAACUUCACGAGGUCUUACCAGCCAACAUCCAUAUAUUGAAAACCAUAUCAGUGAACCUUAUUCCUAUUUGAUUGAUAUGGGCAAUGAGACACAGAUACGUCAAACUGUUCAACGUAUUCUGACAACCAUUAAAAAAGGAUCCUAUCGUCCUCACGAAUAUAGUCCAUGGGGUUUUUUCGAACGUCUCAACGCUUACUUAACACGUCAAAAUAUUUGCUCAACACCUUUUUACAACAAAUUGAUCCAAUCUCCUUUGCCGGUGCCAGUGUCUGAUGGGUCUGAAAAAUUUAACUACAUGGAUGCCUCUGACACCUCUGUUACAUGGCCUCCAGCUUCAAGUUUAAGGAUAGUUUUGGGAUCUUCCGGUAAAUCUUGUUCUGAAGUGUGCAUGAGUCUGAAAACCUCAGGAAACACUUUUGCAGGACAUCCUGAUAUUUCUGCUCAUUCCAUUCAUGACAUACCUCAACAUCCCCAAAUACAGAAUGGGUACCUUUACUAUCGUUCUAUACAUGCUACCCCUUCACCAAAUGUGUCUUACCUUUACACGUUUCGCUGUUCUCCAGAACACUUUCCAAGUAUUAAUAACCGACUAAACCUUCAACGUUUUGGUAUUUCUUGUCCUAAUAUUACCUACUCAACUAGUCCGAUGGCACCAUAUUGGGACGAUGCAAGCAGUUCAUGUGUUUUUCAAGCUAGUCAUGAAUGGUUUGAUUGUACUGCUUCAGGAACUAUGAACGAAUCUCAUGUAUUUUCUCGUUUUUGUCCUUGUCGUGACGCUCUUCCUAACCAGAUUUCUUUAUGUUCUAACUGUUUAUGA